AUGGAAGAAGAAACUGCACGUGCAACUGCAGAAUCCACCACAGAAGCUCUCACCGGAAAACUCCACGAGCUUCUCGCCGAUUCCGACACCGAUGCAAGCCAGUUCUCUUUCGAAGAAGAAGCAAUAGAGGAAGUCAUGCAAGAGUUCUACAAAGAGAUCGUUGCAUGUCCGGCGGAGGAGGAGAAGAUGAUUUCGAUUUCACCUGUGGUGGAGCUCCACCAUGAUGCGGAUGCUGGUGAGUUUGAAAAGGUUGGAGUUGUUGAAGAAUACAAAAUGGAAGAACUUGAAUAUGAAGUUGAUUUUGACGAUGAGUGGCUUGCAAAGGUGCUUAAUUGGAGUAAUCAGAGUAAGGUUGGAGACACUAGUAAUCACUGGUUUUGA
Molecule: messenger RNA, 381 nt
Organism: Vicia faba (fava bean)
Lineage: Eukaryota; Viridiplantae; Streptophyta; Magnoliopsida; Fabales; Fabaceae
Source: the annotation of a GenBank genome assembly